UGGUAUAGAAAUAGAAAGAAAAAGAAAGUAAAAAUAAAGCGAUACUGACUCUUUUAUAAGGAGAUUUUCACAAAGAUAAAGAAAUAGAAAACAAUUUUGCUAAGAAUGGACGAAGAUGCACGUACACUUUAUUGUGGGAAUCUAAGUGAGAAAGUCACGGAGGAUAUUCUCUACGAGUUAUUCUUACAAGGAGGUCCUGUACAAAGAAUAACUAUUCCUAAAGAUCGUGAUGGCAAGCCAAGAACAUAUGGAUUUAUCACAUACAAACACAUGGAUUCUGUGGAAUAUGCUUUGCACCUAUUUGAUGGUACAACACUGUACAAUCGUACUCUUAAUAUGAAAUUAAGGAAUAAUACAGAGUCACAACAAGCAGAACAAUCUUCGAAUCCUGUUCGCAAUAUGAAUCAUAUGUUGGAACUGGGUCAGCAGAUGAUCCUAGGAAAUUAUCCACCACAGACUAGUGGCGGCAAUGCAAUUUUUGGUAUAAAUAUUUCACAAGAUGUCCUAUCAUAUCCAAAGCAGUUAGAUGUAAACUUUGGCAAUGAUGAUAGGAGAAGAAAUCAUCCUUAUCAGAGAAAUAGAGAUAGAAAACAGGAGAGAGACAGAGAUAGAAAUCAAGAAAAAGAUAGGAAUAGAGACAGAAACAGAGAUGCAGAGAGGGAGAAGGAUAACGGAAGAAGCAGAGAACGAAAUCAUAAUGAUCAUUACAGAGACGAAAGAGCACAUUAUAGUCGAGAUAAUAAUUAUCGUUCCAAUGAUUACUUUCGGUAUAAUGAUAAUAGAAAAAGAUGGACUUAUCAUUGAUAAUAAUUAAUUUAUAAUUAGUUGUUAAAAUUAGACUUUCUCUCAGUUUUUUAAA
Mycetomoellerius zeteki is the source of this 859-nucleotide messenger RNA. Its product is annotated as splicing regulator RBM11. Gene Ontology annotation, molecular function: single-stranded RNA binding. The transcript is spliced from 2 exons. NCBI's taxonomy places the organism in Eukaryota, Metazoa, Arthropoda, Insecta, Hymenoptera, Formicidae. Gene Ontology annotation, biological process: regulation of alternative mRNA splicing, via spliceosome. Gene Ontology annotation, cellular component: nucleus. The record is from RefSeq and is a predicted model, not a curated record. The coding region runs from base 106 to 804 and encodes 232 amino acids.